Molecule: messenger RNA, 477 nt
Organism: Rhodofomes roseus
Lineage: Eukaryota; Fungi; Basidiomycota; Agaricomycetes; Polyporales; Fomitopsidaceae
Exons: 6
Coding region: 1-477 (158 amino acids)
Source: RefSeq, a predicted model, not a curated record
AUGGCUGCAGCGUCGACAGCGAGCGCGUCUCAAGUCAAUGGGUCUGCCUUGCCGAGCCAGGGAGACAAGUACAGGGGAGCGGUGGUGGAGGACCUACAACUCCCACCAGCAUUCGCGCUGCCGUCCGAUGAGGCCAUCUCACGAGCGAUCGAGUCGGCCUACGAGCGCGACUUCUCGUAUAUCCCUGUCCUCGACCGCCACCGCAAGCCCCUCGGAUAUCUGGACGUCGCUGCGCUGAAAGAGAAGUGGGAGGCUGGGCAGGCUGCUCCGGAUGAUAGGGUCAUCAUACAUCUGACGAAGUUCAAUCGCUCGUCUUCCCAUCCGUACACGAUCAUCACGCCGUCGACGUCGCUACCGGAGUUGGAGGAGUUUCUGCGGCACAACGUCUUUGCUAUAGUAACGGACUAUAGCCGGAAGUUCGUGCUUGGAGUCGCUACACAACAGGAUCUGGAUAACUUUGUGUCUCGUCGCGGGUGA